GGCCAAAUGGCCAAUAUUUUUACGAUCCAAUACAUUAAGGAGAUAAGCCUUCCUGCUUCGCUGCCGCUCCUGUACCUUCUCCCUGCCAUGGCUUCCGCUGCAGCAGCCAUCUCCGCCGCUCUCUCCUCUCUCUCCCUCCACCCUCCCUCCCGCCGUUCUCAUCUCUUCAAUACUCCACUUUUCUCCUCCUCCUCCUCUAUCCGCUUCCAUACCGUCCCCAAAUUAGCCGCCUCGCCCAAAGAUGAUAUAGACACUUCCUUCUUCGACAACGUCGACCCGAACUCUGAAAUCACAUUCGAUCCCCCCGUCCCACCUGAGGGCUACGUCCCUCCUCCUGCCUUCGACGAGCUUCCCCCGGAGUCCGAGGAGGCCAUCGCCGCCGCCUAUGAGGAGAUCUACGGUCCCGCCUACAGCGGCGAAUCCGUGCUCGGGAAUGACAUCUAUGUCAUGGACGCUAAGCUCAAGAAGGCUAGCGGGCUUCUCGGCCGCAACAAACGGGAGAAGCCCAAUGAUGGCUUCGACGAGAGGGUCGUCCAGGUGAGAAGGGUCACCAAGGUUGUCAAGGGAGGUAAAAAGCUCUCCUUUAGAGCCAUCGUAGUGAUCGGAGACAAGAAAGGGCACGUUGGCGUCGGGGUAGGGAAGGCAAAAGAAGUGGUGGAUGCCAUCUUUAAGUCCGCUGUGAACGCUCGGAGGAACAUUGUGACGGUGCCAAUGACCAAGUAUUUGACCUUUCCCCACAGAUCGGAUGGAGAUUAUGGAGCAGCAAAAGUGAUGCUGCGGCCUGCUUCACCUGGAACUGGUGUUAUCGCCGGUGGCGCUGUUAGAAUCGUGCUGGAAAUGGCCGGUGUAGAGAAUGCUCUGGGAAAGCAACUGGGAAGCAAAAACGCACUGAACAAUGCAAGGGCAACAGUUACUGCAGUGAUGAAGAUGAGACAGUUACGAGAGGUGGCUCUUGAACGAGGAAUUCCAAUGGAAGAACUGUGGCAGUGAAAUUUCAUUAUGCAAAAUUUGCUUUGUCAUCCAACUGAAGUCGCUUAUGUGAACGAUUUUCCUUAAAAUACAUGGUUUUCGGUUUCGGUA
Molecule: messenger RNA, 1080 nt
Organism: Zingiber officinale
Lineage: Eukaryota; Viridiplantae; Streptophyta; Magnoliopsida; Zingiberales; Zingiberaceae
Product: 30S ribosomal protein S5, chloroplastic-like
Exons: 2
Coding region: 7-990 (327 amino acids)
Biological process (GO): translation
Cellular component (GO): ribosome; mitochondrial small ribosomal subunit
Molecular function (GO): RNA binding; structural constituent of ribosome
Source: RefSeq, a predicted model, not a curated record